Molecule: messenger RNA, 2790 nt
Organism: Portunus trituberculatus (swimming crab)
Lineage: Eukaryota; Metazoa; Arthropoda; Malacostraca; Decapoda; Portunidae
Product: ras and EF-hand domain-containing protein homolog
Exons: 4
Coding region: 657-1844 (395 amino acids)
Molecular function (GO): GTP binding; GTPase activity
Source: RefSeq, a predicted model, not a curated record
CUGGCUGGCUGAUUGGCUGGCUGGCUGGUUGGCUAACUGGCUGGCUGGCUGGCUGGCUGGCUGGCUGUCUGGCUGGUUGGCUGGCAAGUAGCAAUCGCAGAGUGGCACGGAGAGGCAUCUAAGCCGGGCAGCGCCACACACACCCAGCCUCCACCCUCCCUCUACCAGCGUCCCUCGCAGGAUUACUGCGGCAGGCCAGGCGGGAGCAGCAAGCAGAAGGCACCAGGCGAGGUGUGCAGGGCGAGUGGUCACGAUCCCUGCUACGUGAGUGUUGAUAUUACGCAGCGCGCUCCGAUGCCUGACACUGUGAGCUGGUGGGUGUGAGUGUACCUAGCUGUGCUGUGGUGCUUUGCCUCAGCCCGGUGUUACAUUGUGUGGUGCUUUGUUGUAGAGUUUCGGUGCAGUGUGUGGUGCUGUGUUGCAGCGUGCUGGUGCAGUGUUGUUUGUGGCUACAUUGAACCAGUAGAGUGUGGUGUGCUGCGAUAGAGUGGCAGUGCGGUGUGUUGCGAAAGCACUCCCUAUUGUGUGAUGAAUCAUACGAUGUGGCGCAUCUAUACACAGUGAGGAGGUGACUGAUACGGUGCGGCGUGGUAAUGAUCUGCCCCUGAUUCCCAGGAAGGUGGCAACACCAGAGGAGUGGGAGAGGUGGCGGGAAAAUGGAGAUGCUUCCUCAGGUCGCCGCCACGGAGUUGUCAGGCAAGCCAGCAGCCGUCACGCUGCCCCACCACGGGUGUGUUGGACCUGAGGCAGACCAAGACACUGCCCUGGAGGCAUUACAGAGUAUCACGACAGAGAAUGAAGCGAAAGAGUACAGCACAGAGAAAGGAGAAGAGGAGGACGAAACAGAAAGUUUUGGUCAUUCGACACAGGCAUUAGAAAUCACCCUCAACUCUGAGCUCGAGGAAGCGCUCGCUGGCAUUCACAGAAAGAAAGGUUUUGCCUUCAACUGCGACCACUUUAACUUUCCUUUGUGCGAGUGUGUGGCCAGAGCCGCCAAUCCGCGCCCUAAUCACGGCCGUCUUGGGCGCAGGUCCUGCCGCCGGAGUCACCGAGGGCCCACACUGGCCGACCUGCGGGACACUGGCCUCGAGGUGUUUGACGAAACCGAAGAAUCUGAUUUUCAAGAAUCGGAGACGGAGACAGAAAACCUGUUGGCCGAUACCACUGACGCAGAAUCCGAUUACACGGCGGGACUGGAAUCUGACGUAGAGGGCGCUGUAGGUGGUGAUGAUCCCAAUCAGCUGGCACCACCGAGCACCACUUGCCAGCGACGCGCGUCCAUUGUGACCGCCGACAGUCGCCGGGAUGACAUCGCGCCCUCACCGGAGCCUAUCAAGGUGGCAGUCUUCGGAACAGAUGGGGUCGGCAAGUCUGCCCUCAUCGUGCGGCUGCUGACGGGACGCUUCAUCGGUGAGUACGACCCCACGCUGGAGGCGGUGUACAGCUACCAGAUCCCCCUGCCCGGCCACACCUUACCGCUCCAGGUCAUGGAUACCGCCGGCCACGUGGAGGUGGUGGAGGCCGGAAGGGAGCGGCAGGUGUCGUGGGGCGAGGGCUUCAUGCUGGUGUUUUCCCUCACAUCCCACGACUCCUUCAUCUCCCUCAACCACCUGCGCCGCGUGAUCCUGGAGCUGACCCCCGGCUCCCCGCGGCCCAUGGUGCUGGUGGGCAACAAGGCAGACCUAGUCCACGCCCGGGAGGUGAGCGACGAAGAGAUCCGCGACCUGGCCAACACGUGGGGUUGCGACUACUUCGAGGUGGCGGCCCCUGAACCCUGGCAGGUGGUAGUGCGACCUUUCGCCGCCAUCUACCAGGCCGUCCUCAACGGCCGCGCCUCCCACUGAUGACUGACCCUUAGAAGUAUCGGAGGAACGAAAAUCCUGCACUCUGCCAGAUGAGCGGUCAUCUCAAGGGGCAGAUAAUGGAGAAGCUCCACUCAGUGGCCUCGCUAAUCUUGUGAUAAUGAAGGAUGAUAGGUCCCAGCGGCACGGGUCUGAUUAACUCGUCUUCUCCCACCGAGAAAUGGUAAUUAAUCAUCCCCAGGUUCCCGACACUCCGGCAACUUAUAAUUUGAUCACUUGCAAUAAUUCGUGAGUCCACGAAUUACCAAACUAAUGUUAGAUCUUCCCGAUGGCUCCCUACACACUCAACACACGAUAGUCAUUUUGAAACCUUAAAAAAGAAAACAUAAAAGCCUACUCAGGGGUCAUAAAUUUUUAUUCACGCCGCAGAACCAGUGAGACGCAAUAACCUGGAGGAGGUCUAAUGACAGCCUGCAAACCAUCAGCACUCACAAGGUGCAAUCAGAAUAAAUUUCACUGGUGUUACAUUAUUUGUGUUGUGUAACUCCGGUGGGUGUGUUGCAAAGGCUCGAUCGCCACUGGCCAUCCUGUAACGAAGUGAUGGUGCACAAUGAGAGAACAAUGAGCGAGAACAAUACGACAUAAUCAGUUGGCAGCAUAACAGAAUGACCGCCACGAUACGUUUCACAUAUUUUUCUCUUCUUUAAGAUCGAUACGACGGUAACGCAGCGUUGGAGAAGGACGGCGUUAUGGUUUCCUGAACUGUUUUGUCACGUAUUACCUCCUAAAUAACUGCUGUGUUCGGAUAGUCAUCGUAUGCUCUGCUUGACAUUAUUACGAGUAUAAUCCUGUGAAAUCCAAGCCUGUCUAUCUAAGUGGGUUGAGAAAUAGUGCUGUGUUGGAGUGAAAAUGUGGUACAUUGUAUGUUAUCACGUGGCAGUCUGCUGAUGUGACACAUAUGUAUGCAGAAUAAAUAUAUACCAAGGAA